Molecule: messenger RNA, 3893 nt
Organism: Chara braunii
Lineage: Eukaryota; Viridiplantae; Streptophyta; Charophyceae; Charales; Characeae
Source: the annotation of a GenBank genome assembly
UGGCGCCGUGCUUGCGCGGCAGGAUGGGCCAAAGUUGAGGCCAGUAGAGUACAUGUCCAAGAAAAUGCCGUCUCAGAAGUUGGCUAAGUCCACUUAUGAGAAGGAACUCUAUGCGGUGUACAAGGCUCUCACCCAUUGGCCGGUUCUUCAUCCUCCGGACUGAUCAUCAGACCUUGAGAUGGAUGAGAACACAGCCGGUACUCUCUGACGCUCUCAAGCGUUGGAUCGAAGUCAUUGAGCAAUAUGACUUUAAUCCUCAGUAUCUAAAAGGGGAGUACAACAAGGUUAUUGAUGCCUUGUCGCGCAGACCGGACUUCUCAGGAGCGUUGAUUACUGAGUUCGAUCUGACGGACGAUGUGACUCAGUCUUUGGUGGAAGCCUAUCGUCAGGACCAGUUUAUGUCUGAGAUUAUACGCAGACUUGAGGCGAAGGAUAAGAAGACCUCCGCCGAGUUUGAGUUGGUCAAUGGCUUGCUGUUCCUAGAGAAGGCAGGGAAUAAACGCUUGUGUGUUCCAAAUAGCGAGUCUUUGCGUAGUUUGUUUUUAGGCAAGUGUCAUGAUGCCACCGACCAUUUUGGGUAUAAGAAGACCGCAGCCAACUUGCUGCAGCGGUUCUGGUGGCCCACGAUGAUGAAAGAUGCACAGCUGUACGUGGAAACUUGUCAAGUUUGCCAAAGAGACAAGCCCUAUACUCAGGCUCCUCUUGGGCUGCUCAAGCCCCUUCCGAUUCCGGAAAGGCCGGGUGAAAGUUUGUCCAUGGACUUCAUGGAUACGCUGGUCACCAGCAAGAGUGGGAUGAGACAGAUCUUUGUCAUCGUGGAUAGGUUUAGUAAGUUUGCUAGAUUAAUAGCUAUGCCAGAAACAGCGAAGACCGAGUAUGUGAUCAGGCUAUUUAAAGAGAACUGGGUUAGAGACUUCGGACUGCCGAAGUCUAUAGUCAAUGACAGGGACGUCAGGUUCACGAGUGAAUUGUGGAAGGCCGCUGCAGCUGAACAAGGAACUCAACUGCAGAUGACCUCUGGAAAUCAUCCAGAAGCUAAUGGCCAGGCUGAACAAAUGAACCGCGCUGUGCAACACUUGUUGAGGCACUACAUCAAGCCCAACCAGCAAGAACGCGCACAAGGGAGAACGAAGUUGAUCUUGUUCAAACUCUACAUUAAUGGUCGUUACAUCCGUGCGUUGGCUGACUGUGGUGCAACCGCCAACUACUUCUCACCGCACGACAUUCGUAAGGCACGUUUGGGGAUGAAGCAAGUGACCUUGCAGAAUCCUUGUCGGACCCAAGUGGGCAACCAAGAGGUUGUCACCUCUAUGCAUGCAGUCAAAGGUGAAUUGGAAGAGCUGCGUGGACAGAUUGAUGACAAGAUUGGGAAGGGAUGGAUCAAGCCAAGCGAAUCCGAAUUCGGUGGCAAACUACGGAUGUGUAUUGACUACCACAGACUGAAUAGAGUAACAAGAAAGAAUGCAUACCCUUUGCCGCGUAUUGAUGAUUUGCUUGAUGCUGCAGGAAAAGAUGGCGUCGGAAGAAGAGGCUGGGACCUGCGGAGCAAGGGGAGUCAGGGUACAGAGAGGGGCGUGGAACGGAAUGAAGGGUCAAUAAGGGACCGAGAAUCAACAAAUCCGGAGGGGACCAAGGAAGACGGGAAGGAUCUCUCAAUGGGGGAAAGUUCGGGAAAGGCCGGGGGAAGUAAACGAGGAUCUCAGGAGAAUAAGGAAGGAAGGGACAAGGAAAGGUCAAGUCCGCGAAACUCAGAUGGGAUCAUAGUCAAGAAAGCGAAUGUCUCGGAUGCCCGACGUAAGCUUGCAAAAAUAGAAAAGCGAAUCGCAGAGUAUAAGGCGAGACUUAUUGAAGAGAUGAUGGCUGGGAACGAGAAGGACCUUCCGGGAGAGGAGCUACGAGAGGAGCGCAGGACUAGCCAGGGCGAAAUCAGGCACGGAGGGAAUGAUAGUAGCCAUAGGGGGACGCCUAGCAAGAAAGGGGAGGAAAAGGGGGACUCCCCGGCUGUAGAAGCAGAAAAAGCUACAAACCCACCUGCCAUAGACAGUGGUGGUAGCCGCUUGCCUGUCGCGCCAAAAAUAAUGAAGGGGUGCGACGGACUUUGGGAUCUCAGGGAAAGGGUACUAGGAUGGUUUGAUCCGGAGGGAACAACACCAACCGGAGAAAAGCGGAAGGAUAGCAAGGAAGGAGAAGGGACUAGUAUGGCUGGCGAAACAGGUAGUUCCGAGGGCGGCCUCAAGAAAAUAGUAUCCACCCUCACCCGGGCGUUGAACAAAAAUCAGGGCUACCUCGCAGAUGCCAAGAAGAAGCUCACCUUUGAUGGGGCGAACAUCACCGACUUCCUGAUAGACUACGAGAACCUAGCAGCCUUGUUGAAAUGGAGCGAGGAAGAAAAGAUGGACCACUUAGGGCAACAUGUGUCACUAAGCUUAGGAAGAGACAUUAUGGCUAUUGUCGCCGCCAGUGGAUCUUGGAAAGAGACCCGAAAUGAGAUAAUGAGGAAGUAUCUAAAGCCGGAGAAAAUGGCAAUGGAAACCGAAUUGGCAGUCGUGCAGAGGAAGAACUUCGCGACUUACAACGACUUCCUGAGAGCGUUUACCCUAGUAGCGUUACGAAUUCCCGGGGUAACGGACCCGAUCAUGAGUAAGUAUUUCCUUAGACAAUUUUCCGAGUUCGACAAGGAUAAGAUUUUGUCGGCCUAUCAACAGACCACCAAGUUUGAGUACACGAGGAAUGUAGACUUCAGUACGGUAACAGACCUCGCGGAGAAGACGGUGGUAACCGAGACGUUAGCCUUGCUUAAGGAGGGUGAGGUCAUAGACUUGACCGGAAAUACGGGAGACAAGGUGAAGAAGGGAAUAGAAAGUCUGCACGAACGGAUGCACGGAGUCGAUAAUAAGUUAGAAAGAGUGGAGAAUGCACUAUUGGUAAUGCAGGCGCAAGUUUUCCGCCCCGCCCUCCCGCCCCAAGAGGCCGUAGUUCCGGCAGCAGUAGCCAACUCAGGAUACGGUAGGAAAGAUCCGGCCAAUGAGCAGUGCCGAUAUUGCAUGAUGAUCGGUCACUUUGUGCGGACCUGCCCAAGACUCAACCACGAUAUUAGGCGACAGAGAUGCAGCAGGUCCCUUAAAGGCGAAAUUUUCGGACCCCAAGGGGAGCGAAUAAACUGGAAUUCGCCAGGUGGGUUGCGGCGUGCCGUCAUUAUCCUGAAUAACCUGGAUAUAGCCGCCGUAGAAGCCGAGUCAGUAGCCGACAUUAUUUGGGAUCAGCCGCGGGGGCGCGGACCACAAGUCAAUUUCAUCCUAGAGAGUAAUGGACAGGAUAGGGUGAACAUCACCACCCGGCGGGCAGGGCCGGAAAAAAAACUUAUUCGAGAUAUGGUAAUGGAGGAGGUUGCGGGAACCAUCCCAAAUCAAGGCGAGUCCGAGACCGGGGAGCCGGAGAAAGUCUACGGGAAAACCAGGGAGGAAGAGCCCAUAGACAAAGCCACGACGGCAAAGAAAAAGUUCAAGUACCAAAUCCCGAUCUUGACCAUGCCAGAAAUCGACGACACCCUGAGCAAAUUGCUAGGUACCAUGGUAUCUGUAUCCUUUCAGACCAUGCCGCAAGCAAGCCCGAGAUUGCUUAAAGGACUCAGGCAAUUGCUAACGCCCCGACACGUAAAGGUAGAAGAGGCUCCGGAACCACAGAAACAGGAAACAGAGGAGGCAGAGGCACCACAAGGGGUCGCCAACCUCCAGAGGAUCCCGCGAGAUCUGGAAGACCUGGAAAAGGCCUUUGCGGACAUCCGCUUAAGCCUACCUGACUGAGAGGGCGCGAGGUCAUGAGGGCACCUCCCGAAACGAAGCUCGGCUUCCAUGCACGCUCGAAGUUCCAAACCUGUUGCAACUUAUUACGAC